AUGGAAGAAACGACUCAACGCAAAGUCCGAUCGGCCUGUGAUGCAUGCCAUGGACUGAAGAUGAAAUGCUCCGGCGGAGACCCAUGCACCGGCUGUGCAAGGUCCAAGCAGACGUGCCUAUACAGCGAGCCGAACCGACUCGGACGCCCCAAGGGCUCAAAGAACCGACAGAGACCACAAUGGAGCCGGCAAAGAGGCGGCUCAAGUCGCGCAAUAUCGGCAGACAAGAACCGAGCAGGUUCCUUCAGUAGAGAGUCCGUACCGAGCGAAUGUCCCACUACACAAGGGGUGCCAAUGGAGAUCGAGGCAGCACUCCCAUCAACGGGGGACACGCUCGACAUAUUCAACGAACACCAUUUGGCACAUGCAAGUGACUCGGCUUUCUUCUCGACGGCUGCGAUGUCCGAUAAGUCUUGGGAAGAGCCAAGUGACCUGUUUGAGGGAUUAGAUAUGGAAGGGGGAUUUCGGCACGACGGAUCUGUCUUCUCCGUUAUGCCAUUGGGAUAUGAGGAUGAAUUUCGUCGUGCCAUGCAAGGGGUCGAUCUGUCCUUCCUCGAAACGGGACACUGCGUCCCACAGGAGCCUAUUUCAGCACCGCCAGAAAGCGCACGAGCGUCAAAACCAGUCGGACAAAGACGGGAAACGACGUGGGAUGGCUGUUCUUGUCUUGACCGCCAGACCCGCUUUCUAUCUGACUUGAAGAAGAUCGUGGGCAAAUAUCCUCUGACACCAGUCCCCAUUAUUCUACAGGCUACUCAAGAUAGUAAAGCACUAUGGGAGCGACUUGCACAUUGCGGCGCGUGUCGACGCGAUCAAGACUCUGUGGCAGUGUUGAUCCUCGCCAUGGGACUCCGGAAUAUCCUCCAAGGACUACAGUGUCUGAUAUUGAAGCAGCAACCCUCUUCACAAAUGAGUUCUUCGGCCUGGACAGGAGGAUCAAGCACAGCGAGCAACAGCAGGAGCAGCAGCAGGAGCAGUCUGUUUGACACAAUGAGCGUGGAAGGGACCGAUCGACGAUCACAUGAAUUGACUACCAACACUAUUCGCGUGGGCAGCUUUGAAAUCCCACAAGAUGAGCAAGCAUUUUUGACGGACGUACUAAUUGCUCGGGCACUGAGUAAGAUCAAAUGGACCCACGACUCCAUGGUGGAUUAUAUCAGGCGAGUGCAUGGGAGCCCUUUUGCCAACCUGCGGCCCGGCGAGAAACGGCCGAUUCAUUUUAUUUUGGAGGAUUUGCAGAACCUAAUUGAGGCCACGGAAGCCUCUGUCAGGAGCAUUAUUCAUAGUGGAUGA
Penicillium bovifimosum is the source of this 1293-nucleotide messenger RNA. RefSeq names its product Zn(II)2Cys6 transcription factor domain-containing protein. Gene Ontology annotation, biological process: positive regulation of transcription by RNA polymerase II. Gene Ontology annotation, cellular component: nucleus. The record is from RefSeq and is a predicted model, not a curated record. NCBI's taxonomy places the organism in Eukaryota, Fungi, Ascomycota, Eurotiomycetes, Eurotiales, Aspergillaceae. The coding region runs from base 1 to 1293 and encodes 430 amino acids. The transcript is spliced from 2 exons. Gene Ontology annotation, molecular function: sequence-specific DNA binding; zinc ion binding; DNA-binding transcription factor activity, RNA polymerase II-specific.